Ostrea edulis (European flat oyster) is the source of this 2299-nucleotide messenger RNA. RefSeq lists its product as uncharacterized. The record is from RefSeq and is a predicted model, not a curated record. The transcript is spliced from 2 exons. NCBI's taxonomy places the organism in Eukaryota, Metazoa, Mollusca, Bivalvia, Ostreida, Ostreidae. The coding region runs from base 117 to 2105 and encodes 662 amino acids.
GAUGCCAACACAGGAGCAGUAUAGAUAAGCCAGCAACCAAUGAGAAACUCUGUAUCAUCAACAGAUUCUGUAAAAAUAGUGAUCAACGUUCAAAGUUACUGGAUAUAUUUCCGUCCAUGUCUUCUAGAAGAAUGUUCUCAGGAUGUAGAUCCUUCGUGUGCUACUUGAAGGUCGCGGUGGUUGUAAUGUCCACUGCUGUUGUCUUGUCCACCAUUGAGUUCAUCAACACCACCUUCCACAGACGACCCACCAGUUCUGUUAUAUCCAGGUCCUGUCACGCUCGAACUCCCUAUCUCGUAGAUACUACCGCCUGUAAAAUCCCUAACAUCGACCCCUUUGAUCUCUCGGUAGCUCACUACAUAAAACCCCAGCAAGCCCCGAUUUUGUGUAACAAAAGACCCUCUCUCACGUUCGAAAACGGAACCAAGCUUCACAUCAACUGGACGGCCGUUAGCCAAUCAAGAUGGAGCGAAGAAUUUGGUUACUGCAAAUACCAGCCUAUCUACAGACCCCCAGAUAACGAUGAUAAUAAUUAUUUUACAUACUUAGAAAUAAGUGAUGAAUUCAAUGGCACGAUUGAAAUGAAGCACGAAUUUAUUAGAGUGACAUGUUAUAACCGGAACCAUGGAAAACUUUACACCAAUUUUCAUCAAUUCAUUUUGCCGAAAAAAGAUGUAAACGAAAGGCGUUCCCUCGCUUUUGUUAAACAUAAAAAUAGUCCCUACGUAAAAGAGACGCUAAACGUGGUCAUGAUUGGCGUGGACUCGAUCUCAAGGCUGAAUUCUCAAAGAUAUCUAAAACGCAUGCGUGCAUAUUUACUGGAAGAACUUGGUGCUUUUGAAAUGACAGGCUACAAUAAAGUGGCGGACAACACGUUUGUAAACAUUGUCCCCAUGACAUUGGGGAAGUUUUUGGAAGAGGUGCCGUGGAACGAAAGCAUGAAUAAAAUUCCAUUUGACGACUACGAUUUUAUCUGGAAACAAUUUUCUGCUAAAGGAUAUCGAACUCUUUACGCAGAGGAUGCGCCCGAGAUCGCCAUCUUUGAUUAUUUAAAAUCCGGUUUUCACCGGUCUCCGGCAGAUUACUUCAAUCGACACUUCUCAUUGGCCAUGACGACGGACAAACGCGUCUGGUACGACAACCACAACUGCGUGACGGACCGGCUGGAGACCGAUAUCAUCCUCAGCUACAUCUAUGACUUUGUUGAUAUGUAUAAAUAUGUGCCCCAUUUUGCAUUCUCCUUCAUCACCGGUUUAACUCACGACUUUCUUAACAGCGCCGGGUAUGCGGAUCUGCCAUAUUUAACUUUUCUCCAGAGACUGCGGGAAAACGAACAGCUGAACAACACAGUACUGAUUUUAUACAGUGACCACGGAAUGCGAUUUGGGAAAAUGCGGGAAUCAUACAUUGGGAAAAUGGAAGAACGACUGCCUUUCCUCUUCUUCGUUUUCCCACAAUGGUUUCUCGCAAAAUAUCCUGUAUAUGCCGACAACCUGAGAACAAAUUCCCACAGACUGACAACACCAUUUGACAUUUAUGAGACUCUUUCAGAUAUUCUCCAUUUCAACGAAUCUUUAUUGUUUAGAAAGGGAUUUAAGAAUCGAGGAAUCAGUUUAUUCAGAGAAAUACCGGAGGACAGAGGAUGCGAGGACGCUGGUAUACUUCCACAUUGGUGCACAUGCGCAGAAUUUCAAAACUUAUCUCCAAGAAACGAAAUUGUGCGAAAGGUAGCAAAUUAUAUGAUCAAAGAAAUAAACAAUCAGCUUGAGGAAGUAUCGGAGAAAUGUGCACAUCUGAAAGUACACAAAAUCAAGACUGCCAUCAAAUUACUUCCGUCUGAAAAAAUCUUACGGUUUGAAGAGAGUAAAAAUGACGUCAUCAAUAGGUUUGUGAAGUACGGAAACCGUUCAAAGGCGCGCGUGAACUAUCAGCUGACAUUUAGCACGGUCCCGGGCAACGCCCUGUUUGAGGCUACGAUGCAGUUCGAUGAAGUUGAUUAUUCUUAUAAGAUGAUAAGCGACAUCAGUAGAAUCAACGAAUAUGGAAAGCAAUCUACUUGUAUUGACAUCCACAAAUUAAGGAAGUUCUGUUUCUGUAAAUCUUGAAAUGAAUCGACCAGUAAAUAUUUAUUGUAAUUUAAUGUCAGGUGUACUUGUAUUAUCCAAUCAGGACGAUGCUACACGUUCUGUAAGAAUAUGAACUCGUUUAUUCUUAUAUCUAGAAUACCACACUAUUACCUAAACAAGCGCUACAAAAUCAGUGCCCGUUCUGUUUAAUAGUAAAUUUUGUUUAAUCUUCA